Molecule: messenger RNA, 1715 nt
Organism: Myotis brandtii (Brandt's bat)
Lineage: Eukaryota; Metazoa; Chordata; Mammalia; Chiroptera; Vespertilionidae
Gene: ARPC5L
Product: actin related protein 2/3 complex, subunit 5-like
Exons: 4
Coding region: 770-1231 (153 amino acids)
Biological process (GO): regulation of actin filament polymerization; Arp2/3 complex-mediated actin nucleation; cell migration
Cellular component (GO): cytoplasm; Arp2/3 protein complex; actin cytoskeleton
Molecular function (GO): actin filament binding
Source: RefSeq, a predicted model, not a curated record
AGUUCAAUGAGAAAUACUCAAAGCAACCAAACAAAUCCCAUUUCAUUCAUGACUGACCUUUAUUAAAGAGUACUAUUCUAUGAAAAAGACCCAAGUUGGUCUAAGGCCCAUUAAUGAAACCCCUCCGCAGCAGCCGAGGCACCUAAUCCUGGCACUAGAGUCGCCCUUGACUGCGCCCUACCUGCACCCCAAUCGUCCCCAUCUCAGACUGUGGCUUCCUACCAGGAAAUGCCUCUCCAGUCGGGUCCAACCUCUCAGCCCCGAGGGCCUCGCCCUUCCUGCUGGGAUGGUGGCCAGAGUCAUCUCCUCUCCUCACCCCCACCCCCGCCUGGCCCAGGUGACUGCUACACCUGCGGGGGCCCUCACACCCUCAAGUCCAAAGGUCUUCACUGUCUUAUCAACAAGAUACACUUUAAACGUCUUUCAAUUCUCCCGGUCACUGUGUACAAGGGUCACUGUGCACCAGGCAGAGGCCACCUCCUCUCAGCUCAGUGCGGUGGCGUUCAAGGCUCUCCCAACCCCCGUCACUCCCGGGCACAAGAACCACUACUCAUCCCUCAGCUUGAAGGUUUCUCCUCCAAGAAGCCUGCCCGCCAUUCGGCAGGCACAGCCGGUGCCUUCUCCUGCGGCGGCCGUGCUCCCUCCGUCUGGGCAGGGAUGACCCCCGGAGUCCGGGGCUGUGCCCGCGCCAGCCCCUUCCAGGGGGAGCGGAGUGAAUCUGAGGUCGGACCCGGAGCAGAGCUGGCCGAGCGGGCGCCGAGCCCACGCCAUGGCCCGGAAUACGCUGUCCUCGCGCUUCCGUCGGGUGGACAUCGACGAGUUUGACGAGAACAAAUUCGUGGACGAGCAGGAGGAGGCGGCGGCGGCGGCAGGCGAGCCAGGCCCGGACCCUAACGAGGUGGAUGGGCUCCUACGGCAAGGGGACAUGCUUCGGGCGUUUCAUGCAGCCCUGCGGAAUUCUCCCGUCAACACCAAGAAUCAAGCUGUGAAGGAACGAGCCCAGGGUGUGGUUCUGAAAGUACUUACAAAUUUUAAGAGCAGCGAGAUUGAGCAGGCUGUGCAAUCACUGGACAAAAAUGGCAUUGACUUGCUAAUGAAGUACAUUUAUAAAGGGUUUGAGAAGCCCACAGAAAAUAGCAGUGCAGUGUUACUCCAGUGGCAUGAAAAGGCAUUAGCAGUAGGAGGACUAGGCUCCAUUAUAAGAGUUCUUACAGCAAGAAAGACUGUUUAAAAAAAAAAAAAGACUCAUGUUACCUUGAGAAGAAUUUUGGAUGCACAGGCUGGUGAAGAAGGAAUUGACAAUGGACCAUCUUCCUAGGAACUCCCAACUAUUUCAGGACAUGCAUCCGCUGAAGUGUAUUUUAUUUUCAAGGUGGAGGGAGAAAUUGUCUUACUGUUUCCUAAAUCCUUUUGCAGGAUCUGAUAGUCUAUGCCUUUGUCCACGAAUAAUGCAGAACUGACAUUGUGACUGUCUGCCAGAGUGGCUGGCCAGUGUUGGUCAGGUGUCCCUGUGUGCACUGCCUGUUUAAAACGGGGAGGGAUGCUUUGGGCAGGUACAGAUCCAAGGGCUGCGGUGGAAGGGAGAGCUUGUGUUUCUGAAUUGGAAACCCCCGGAGGGUUUGUACAGACAUCCCAUCCUCCCAGAAGGCGGGCUCUCUUGGGUUCAUUGUAAAGUGCCUGCUGCAUCAAUAAAGCUCUUGGCUUAUUAGUAUAUA